UAAGUGGUUGUCAAGAUGGGCGCCUUCGUUGCAACUUAAGGCAGCUGAUUUCUCUUGCUGGGGUUGAUGAUGAGGUAUGUUCUUCCACCAUGGUAACAUAGAGGAACGAACUUUGUUGAGUUCGGCCUUGGGACUAAAUAUGCCUUCGUAUUGAUGAAAUAAGUCGCAGCUUUUUAGUGCUUUGAGCCGACGUUAAAGUCUUCCACUUUACAAUCGUCGGGUAAAGCACGACAGAAUCGUUGUAACUUGAAGGCAGUCGAUUCCAUUUGCCGGAAUUUUUGAUGUUGAGCAGCCAUUUUUUGCUGAGACAGUUCCUUUUGUUGAACAGGCAUCUUGUCUUGCUUAGCAAGAGCUUCGUAUGGCAUCAAAGUUGCCUCACGCGUUGGCUAUCUCAGACAUCCAGUGCGCGACCACGUCGUUGGUAUCGUUGUCGCUUGCACAGCACAAUCACUCUCUUAGCCACUCCUGUGUAUCCUGCAGCACGGAUAUUCAAGCGGACGGCGCAAGCCAACGGUGCUAGGCCUAUCAACGGUGGACGUCACGCCGUAGCGUCUGUCGAUUAUUCCAAUGGAUUCAACCAGGCUGCUCCGCACAGCAUGCCACUGAACAGUGCGCUGGAAGUCAAGGAUCUUGGUGGUUCGAGACGAGCGAGGGGUAGAAAUGGCAACUUUUGAGGCAUUUGCCGGAAAGCGACGACAGGAAAUGAUAUAGUAUGUUCUUCCUUUCUACGACGCGGCGCGGCGAGAAGUAAACCGCCCGCAAUAUUACCCAAGUGCUAUCUUCCGGCGAAGCAGGUGUAAGGAUAACCAGAGAACAACAGCAAUCGUCCUGAUAGUGGCCUCCGACUGAUCACUGUCUAUAGAGUUGAGUUUCAGAUUGUCCAAGACGCGGAUUUCGAGACACUCCACGUCGACUGCAUCUGCCUUCUAGCCAAAAAAAAAAAAAAAAGGAUGUGCACGGCGUCGUUAGAGAUGUAGCGCCACAGACAAAGCCCGCGGCAGGUGCCCCCGAGAGGGUUUACAUACAUGACGCCAAUGAGAAAAAAGAGUAAAAGAAGAUGAA
Trichoderma atroviride IMI 206040 is the source of this 1062-nucleotide messenger RNA. The record is from RefSeq and is a predicted model, not a curated record. Lineage: Eukaryota; Fungi; Ascomycota; Sordariomycetes; Hypocreales; Hypocreaceae.